AUGGCUAGAGGUAACCAAAGAGAUUUAGCAAGAGCUAAAAAUUUGAAAAAACAAAAAGAAGCUGCUAAAAAUGCUAAAAAGGAAGGUGAUCCAAAGAAGAGAAUGCAAUCAGAUGCUGACAUUUUAAGACAAAAACAAGAGGCUGCUAACAAGAGAAAAGAAGCUGAAGCUUUAGAAAAACUAAAAGCUGACAGAGCUAAGGGUUAA
Henningerozyma blattae CBS 6284 is the source of this 207-nucleotide messenger RNA. RefSeq lists its product as uncharacterized. Bases 1 to 207 code for a protein of 68 amino acids. NCBI's taxonomy places the organism in Eukaryota, Fungi, Ascomycota, Saccharomycetes, Saccharomycetales, Saccharomycetaceae. The transcript has a single exon. The record is from RefSeq and is a predicted model, not a curated record.